Tupaia belangeri chinensis (Chinese tree shrew) is the source of this 816-nucleotide messenger RNA. RefSeq names its product proline-rich protein 23D1-like. The coding region runs from base 1 to 816 and encodes 271 amino acids. NCBI's taxonomy places the organism in Eukaryota, Metazoa, Chordata, Mammalia, Scandentia, Tupaiidae. The record is from RefSeq and is a predicted model, not a curated record. The transcript has 4 exons.
AUGUAUGGUUUUCGGCGCCCAAGGAGCCCCAGCGGUUUCCUCCUAGACCAGAUGGACGAAAAAACAGGAGACGGCAGGUCAAACUACAAAUCAAAUGCCACAAAACGUUGUAAAGCAGAGCAAGUUGCUGGAACAGGUGUACAACCAGAAAGGAUGCACGAACGUCCUGUGUCUGAUCAUUGGCUGCCCCAGGAACCUCCCCAGGUUGGGCAGAUGAUUGUGGUGGUCUUGGAAGCAGCCAUGGUACUGAAGCUAUGCCUGGGGGCUGAAGUCCUCAUACUGGAUCCAAAGAGGGCGCUGCAGCUCACACUGAAUGAUGUCCUCAUUGUGGUUGUUACGAAGUAUAUCCUCAGGUCAUCGCAGGGCCUCAGGUUUCCUACCAAGGCCCGCUGGCUGCUGCUCGAUGAUCCUGAGAUCACCUGGGCGAUCAAUCUUGAAGACGGAUCUUUGACAUUUCAUGGUACAAAUAACAUAUGGGGCCCACAAACAGAAGAGGAAGGAGAGGCUUCCCAAGGCCGCCAGCUCAUGAUGAGAUCCCAAGCUAAACAGGAGAAUGGGAUCAGGCUUUCUACAGCUAAUAUCCUCUUCCUCACACCUCGACCAAGAGCCGCUAGCCCUGGAGGCAUUCCUCAGCUGCAAAAGCCUAGCCCCAGGUAUCGCCCUCUGCCUGAAGAGUUCAGCUUGAAUCUCCAUGGCCUGCAGUCACUGCCAGGCUCUGCCCUCAGACCUCUGCCUCCCUCUCCCAGCCCAGGACCCAGAACAUGCCACAACAUUGAGACCCGUCUUCCUAGCAAGGCCCGAAGGCAGCUUUUCUAA